This is a messenger RNA of Scatophagus argus, 5621 nucleotides long. RefSeq names its product MAX network transcriptional repressor b (gene mntb). Lineage: Eukaryota; Metazoa; Chordata; Actinopteri; Scatophagidae. Gene Ontology annotation, molecular function: RNA polymerase II cis-regulatory region sequence-specific DNA binding; DNA-binding transcription factor activity, RNA polymerase II-specific; protein dimerization activity. The record is from RefSeq and is a predicted model, not a curated record. Gene Ontology annotation, biological process: regulation of transcription by RNA polymerase II. The transcript is spliced from 6 exons. Bases 558 to 2378 code for a protein of 606 amino acids.
CGGGCCAACAGCAGGAACCAAAACAUGGAGGACGAUUGACGUCAACGGGACUUCCCUGUCGCGAAGCACACGGAACUAAGCGAGUAGACUGAAAUUCUCUUUUUGUUUCCGGUAGCUUUAAAACACAGAGGUUACGAUAGAUGAAAUCGCAGUUUUGUGAGUAGAGAGAGCUAGCGUUUACCGAGACCGACAACGCGGAGUAGGAGGGCGUGAUGCGUUCGCCGGGCUUUGUCAGAGGCCGUAGUAACAGGGCGGGGCAGGAAUCCGAGAGGGGCGGGUCUUAACGAGAACACGACUCGCCUUGUUGUGUGUAUUCCCGUGCUCGCAUCGCCAUCUUGUUGCAAUCCUAUUUUUACGUAUCCGAGGAUCUACUUUCCGUUCGGCCGGAUUAAAAAUCGUCCCACUGCCUUCAGGAGAAACGCAGGGGACGAAGAGCUCGGGCGUGCAGGUGUUAACAGUGCACACGGCGCUUCCUACCGGGACACUACCUACCCAACGGUCUUUUUCCUCCUUCCGUCCCGGGCCACCGGGUCGCCUGCCGUGAGGGUUUACGCGCAAUGAGCAUCGAUACACUUUUGGAGGCGGCCAGAUAUCUGGAAUGGCAAGCCCAGCAACAACAGAUCACACGUGAGGAAGAGCAACGCAAGGAGAAGGAGCUCAUCAAUAGGGAGGCAGAGUCGAGGCAUGUGGAACUUGUGACCUCGCUGUCUCCGCCAGUCAGAGCCAACCACAUCACUUGGGGAGAUGAUACUCAACGUCAACAGCUACAUCCACCUCCCGCUCCUCCUCCCCCCUCUCUCCCACCUCCACAAGUUCCCAUCGCUGUCAUCCCAAUGGUCCCGGUUGUCACUGCGACGCCCUCGGUCCCGCCUCUCCCACUCACAACCCCGAUUGCUGCGGCAGCAACGACGCUCAACAGCUCUCAGCCAGCCAAGAACGCCUCCUCCUCUCCAAAGCAGCAGCCGGCCUCUCCUCACCUGUUGUGCGCCCCCCAGAUGAAGGUAGACACCAGUCAGCAGCUGGUUGGCACAAAGCCCAGCCAGCCACAGCCUCAGGUUCAGAUUCAGUACCCACCCUCCAUCAGCACUAAUGGCUCUGGCUCCCAGCAUGCACUGGUCCCCCAUCAAGCUACACCCACAUCUCAGCCACGGCCUAAUGGAGUGACGAUGGAGGACAUGAGGGGGAUGGAAGGGAAGAGGAGACCAGGAGGAGCCGGGACCAGAGAGGUGCACAAUAAACUGGAGAAGAACAGGCGAGCGCACCUCAAGGAGUGUUUUGAGACGCUGAAGAAGAACGUCCCAAAUGUUGACGAGAAGAAAACCUCCAACCUCAGCGUUCUCCGCAGUGCUUUGCGUUACAUACAGACUCUGAAGAGGAAGGAGAAGGAGUACGAGCAUGAGAUGGAGCGUCUGGCCAGAGAGAAGAUCGCUACGCAGCAGCGGUUGGCCGAGCUCAAGAAUGAGCUCAGCCAGUGUAUGGAUGUCAUCGAGAUCGACCGAGUUCUCCGACAGACCAUCCAGCCAGAGGACGACCAGGCCUCCACGUCCACUGCCUCAGAAGGAGAAGACAACUUUGAGCAGGACAUCGAUGAUGAUGUCCCUACUCCUGUUUCUGCUCCCACAUCCCUCCCCAAACCAACACCUGCCAUCUUACAAGCCCAGCCGCUCCUCCCUUCUCACCUGUCAAUCCAGCACACUGCCCUGCCGCUCUCUGGUGUCCUGACUACACCCUCCCCCUCUGCUCCCCUUCCCCCUCAAGCCAUCGCCCCUGCUCCGGCCCCAUGUCCACCCCCACCACUGCAGGCUCAUCCUAUUCAACCCCCGGCAGUGCAGGUCCAGCCUACUGUCAUCGCUCACGCCGCCGUCUCCCACGCUUCAGUCAUCCAGGCUGUCAAUCACAGCCUGCCAGCCAAUCACAAGCACCUGACGCACAUCGCCCCGUCACCUGGCCCCACUUCCUCUACCCCUCAGCCAAUUGCGGCGGCUCCAGCUGCGACCGCCACUCACCAGCAGAUAGCUGCCCAGCCCAUCGGACACAUCACCGUCCACCCGGUGGCUCACCUGGGAGGUCCCCUACCAUCCCACCUCCCGACUCUCUACCCCCAGGGCGUAUCUGUGUCCCAGCCCACCAUGGUGGGCCACAUCACUCACACCUUUACCCAUCACACGCUGCCGCACGUCCAGGCCAAUCAUCAAGCUAACACUAACGGAGCCCAGGUGAACAGCGCAGCUGUGAUGAGCCAGGGGAGCCCAUCACUGGGAAAACCUACAGCAGUGCUGGCCCCCCACCCACAGCUGGUUGGACAGGCUGCCGUCCUCAACCCUGUCACUAUGGUUACAGUCCCAACCUUCCCUGUCAGCACACUCAAACUGGCCUGAUAGAGUAAAGAAAAGAUGAGGGGAAAAACAUUCAGAACUUUUGUUGCACUCCUAUCAGUAAUCAAAAGCGGAGAAUCUCUGACAGACACAUGAAAAUUUGCAACUCUCAUACAACUCAUCAACAGUUUUUAUGGACAACUUAUGAUGAAUAUCUCCAGAGAUAUCUUGGUCACAACUCGUAUGGGAACAGUAAUAUUAAAGCAGAGUCAGUGGGUCAGGCCAUUGUUUUUGAAAAUAAGACUUUGACAUUUGUCUGCGCUACAAGGACAGGAACUCUGUUUUAUCUUCCUUCCUUCCUUCCUUCCUUCCUUCCUUCCUUCCUUCCUUUACAACCAGAAGCACUAACAUAAUAAGCUCAGUUCACACUCAGGCAUCAAGGAUUUACCUUAACUCUUCACUCACUCAUUGAGGGGAAACGCAUGAGAGAAUGCUGUUGCCAUGGUGAUACAGUAUGUGCCCAUUUUGUAUUCAUAUAUCGGUGAUGUCUUGUGGGACGUGCUAGUGGAUUAAUGUUACUGAUGUGUUUGAGAGCAGGAGGACACCCAGGGCUUUGAUCAAGUGUGAAGCAAAGCAUUGUCACUGACACAGUUCUUCACUUUAUGUCAGUAUGUUAUAUUGCUUCUAGUUUCUUUUCCACUUUGCUUUUGUUCCUUGAUCCUGGCUCAAAACGUGCUCCAUGAAAUGACUGCUUGGCCCUCUCCUUCUUCCUUCCAAAUGAAGGUUCCUCACCGCUGCACUUGCCACCAAACACUUUGCAAACUUUUUAAGAAAAGAAUGAAGAAUGAACUAAUAAAACAGGAUCCAGUCUGCACUUAAAAAGACUGAAAAAGGGCAAAGAAACAAUUACUGGCCUUGUGGAGAAGUUAUUUAUAGAGACAACAUGGACUUUACCUGUUGGUUAUUGCACAAAGAUUUCCUUGUUGGAAGCCGCUAAAAUACAGAUUAACAAUUAGAGCAACAUGUUAGAGCUCAGCAGUCAGAAAGUCCUGAAACAGACAGUAAACAAAGUUAGGAUUGGAAAUUUGGAAAAGUGUGAUUUUUGAGAUUCAAUUUGAAAAAACAAAUUCAUGCAGUUAGUUAAAUGUUUAUCAAUGAUCGUAACAAUGAGUUUUGUCAUGAUUACCAGUCUCUCAGUGAAAAGCUUGGUCAAGGUUAAAUGUUAGCUCUCUCUCCUCUAGAGAACUCUUAUGUUAAAGGUUCUUGAGCUGUCAGAAUGAUUUGAUUCUGGUUAUGGACAAGAUAAUUUCACUGUGAGAAAUCAAAAGAUUUGUCAUUUGAGUGCAUUAUUCCCUUUAAGUCUUUGUACCUGCUGGUGAUUUUUGAGGCAAAAAAAAGCUCAGGAAACCAGCCAGGACCUCAAAGUCAAGACCAUGUUUUCCAACCUGUCAUAGGCUAUUUGGACAGUAGUGUAGUUCAUGCUGAACAACGAUCUACGUGGAAAGAUGCGUGUGUAUCCCAGAUGCAUAAAUUUAAGUUCAAAGACAGAUGAUGACGACAUGCCAUACAGCCAUUGGCUUACUGCUCUCAAAACACAGACAGGUUUCCUGGCGUUGCUGUCAGACGACAAGCUUUCGUCCUCUUCAUGCUGAUGCAACAGCUCCCUCUGCUGCUUCAUUCCAGACCUCAUACUGAUGUUACUCACACAACACUGCGGAGCACAACACAAACUUCCUGCACACACGUUCAAAAUUUGUGAAAACAUUGAGAGAGACGCCUUGACUGUAAAAGCUCAUUCUUGAAAACAAAAUUUCAACUCAAGAAAAAAUAAUCCAAAUUUUUUAGUUUUAUACAGCAUUAAAUCACAUGCAGUAUGGAUCUGGGGUCAUGUGACAAAUUUCAACCACUGAGAAGACUGUGAGGUGGGGAUGGAAGCCACAGAAAAACAAUUUUGAGAAGUUUGGAUGCGGCACAGAAAAAAAAAUGGACAGGAAGAAGUAUUGUUCAAGCUUGGGAUCAGUUCAUAUUUUAUUGCAGUUUUUUAAAAAAAUAAUUUGGCAACGACAUCACAGAUUUUUUUUUUCCUCUUCCCAGUGAUGUCGAACAAACAAGCAGUAUCCAACACCCAAGCUAAAAUCCUCUGCUCCAGUUCAGAAAAUGAGUUUCUUUUUUUUCUUUCAUUUCAGAAUGGAAAUUUUGUUGUGAUGCCCACUUUCCCUUGUGUGUGUGUGUGUGUGUGUGUGUUUGUAUUUGUCUUCUGUGUGUCUUUAUGUGCACAUACUCGAAUCAUUCAUGGCUUCACAGCACUCUUGCCAGUCUAUACAUGUCACGCCAUAAAAUCUCCCGUUAGUGUAUGUGUAGUCAGUGUUGCGUGGAUCUGCUCCUCACCUCUUCUGCUGUUUCUGUAUGUCAUGUCUUUAUAUGUGACUGUAUUCAGUAUGUUUUAUAUUCUGUACUAUAGUUAAUCCUACUGUAUCUGUAGCAUGGCUCUGUUUUUUGUUAUAAAGUUUACCCUGUGCAUGAUGGAGUGUGUGUGUGCGUGUGUGUGUGUGGCAAGCGAGCUAUUUUUUACACAGAGUUGAUCUAUGGUAUGAGCCUGUUUGGGUGCUAUCGUGUGUGUGCCUAUACUCAGUUUUCCUGAACACUGUGACAACUCUGGCAAGACACGUACGCAUUGAGCGAAUCGAAGAGACAAAAAUUUACUGUCCUAAUUGUUUCCUAUGUUUUUCUUUUUUUUUUUUUUUUUUUUUGGUAAGUUUUCCAUUUUGUGAGACGGACUGCAACAUGGAGUGGAAAAAGUUAAAAAAAAAGAAAAAAGUAGUUGCUCUUUUCUUGAUAACACAAUAAUGUCUAAUAUUCAAUUUGAGUUUUGUAAUAUUUGUAUGUACGUAUGAAAGUUUUGUAAAUUUGUGAUCGUAUGCACGUUUUGGCAUAUGAGUGUAUGUAUCAAAUUUUAAUAUGCUUGUUUCUUUUUGGUUUUGUUUUGCAUGUAGAUUGCUGUUUAGUUUCUUUUGUUUAAGAGUUUUGUUUUUCUGUUUUAGUUUUUGGGACCAUGUACAAUACUGUAUAACGUGGGCAGGAUCUUGGACCUCAUGCUACAUUGAUAUUAUAUAUGAAUAUAAAAACAUGUUUUCCCUAUGGAGAAAGUUUUAAGUUAUAUAUCGCCUGUACACUUUGGGCUGCCUUUUAGAUCUAACUGUCCACUGUUUAAGAUAACUGAUGAUAAUGGAUACAACAUAUUAAUGAUGAAGAAUUAUGCUGAUAAAAUAAUAAAGAUUCUUAAUAAAUCUUAUUACAUUUACAACA